Stylophora pistillata is the source of this 986-nucleotide messenger RNA. RefSeq lists its product as uncharacterized. NCBI's taxonomy places the organism in Eukaryota, Metazoa, Cnidaria, Anthozoa, Scleractinia, Pocilloporidae. Gene Ontology annotation, molecular function: zinc ion binding; nucleic acid binding. The record is from RefSeq and is a predicted model, not a curated record.
CUGAAUGUAUGUCUGGCCAAAAUGAUGACUGGAAAGUUUUAACAGGUUGCUUUCAUUCCUUCCACAAUACCUGUUUGAAUGGCUUAAAUUCAUGUCCCUUAUGUAAGGACUUCCUGAAAAAGAAAGUUCAAGAACUUGGUCAAACUGCAAAACAAGCAAUUCUUAAUCCUAAUUCAAGCACUGAAGUACCAGCUGUGAGCAAGGGCAAGGAAAAUGAAAGAUCUGAUUCAGGGUUAGAUUCACCCACUGAAACUACAACUGCAAGAGAAAUGGAGCAAGAUGAAUUUGAAAAUACUAUAAGACAGCUUAAUCAUGAAAUUGCAAGUCUUAAUCCAACUUCACAACCAUUCCCAAUUUCCAGCAAUAACCAAAGACUCACAAAAGCUGCUUCCAACACCAGAGAAACAACUACUAAGGUCCCUCCACACUGCAGAAAAUGCCACCAUCCUGUUUGUGGAUACAAAAGAUCAAACAGUUCACAGGUUAAAUGUGAUUUUUGUCCCAACAAUGUCUGCACAGUAAAUUCAGGCAAUAGUUUCUCGAGAUGCAACUGUUCAUGGCACAGGGAAAACCACACACAGAGAGACACUCCACCAGCUCCAGCAUACCAAAUAACUGUAACCACAAACCAGCAUGUGGAUGUGACUGAGUGGCUCUUGCCUCCAAAUAUUUGCCAAUCAACCAUAGCAGGGAGUCUGAUUGGAAGUAAUGCCUGUACAGUUAUUGCUAUGCUAACUGGAUGCCAUAUUCUUGAAGGUAAAAUUUUCAUUCCUCAACAACUUCAAGAUCUGUCACAGGUAAUUCCUCUCUACAGCCAGCUAAUUCUCAAGGGGAACCAUAUUUACAGCUUAUUUCAUGUGCCUGUGCAACAACCAAACCUGGAAGUCAAAGAGGUCCUUCAGUACAACAAAAUGUGUCCAAGUAGUUGUCUUUCAUUUUGUUUCGGGCGAAGAGGACAUAUUAUUUGCUAAAUAAAGGUGAAAAAA